AUUGGCUCUGGCAAAGAUAAGAUGCUGACUGCUUACCCCCAGAAUAAGACCUACUUCUCCCACUGGGCUGACCUGAGCCCCGGCUCUGCUCCAGCCAAGAAGCAUGGAAUCACCAUCAUGGGUGCAAUUGGUAAUGCUGUCGGGACAAUGGACAACCUCGUCGGCGGACUGAGUGCUCUGAGCGAUCUGCACGCUUUCAAGCUACGUGUUGACCCUGGAAACUUCAAGAUUCUGUCCCACAACAUCCUUGUGACCCAGGCUGUUCACUUCCCUGCGGAUUUCACUACCGAAGUGAACAUUGCUGUGGAUAAAUUCCUUGCAGCCUUGUCCACUUCCCUGGCUGACAAAUACAGAUAA
Coregonus clupeaformis (lake whitefish) is the source of this 357-nucleotide messenger RNA. Its product is annotated as hemoglobin subunit alpha-1-like. The annotation marks the transcript as partial. Gene Ontology annotation, biological process: hydrogen peroxide catabolic process; oxygen transport. Gene Ontology annotation, molecular function: peroxidase activity; haptoglobin binding; organic acid binding. NCBI's taxonomy places the organism in Eukaryota, Metazoa, Chordata, Actinopteri, Salmoniformes, Salmonidae. The transcript is spliced from 4 exons. Gene Ontology annotation, cellular component: blood microparticle; haptoglobin-hemoglobin complex; hemoglobin complex. The record is from RefSeq and is a predicted model, not a curated record.